Messenger RNA from Pezoporus occidentalis (night parrot), 2432 nucleotides. RefSeq names its product TNF receptor associated protein 1 (gene TRAP1). The record is from RefSeq and is a predicted model, not a curated record. Gene Ontology annotation, cellular component: mitochondrial inner membrane. The transcript is spliced from 18 exons. Gene Ontology annotation, molecular function: protein kinase binding; ATP-dependent protein folding chaperone; ATP hydrolysis activity. Gene Ontology annotation, biological process: protein folding. The coding region runs from base 31 to 2157 and encodes 708 amino acids. Lineage: Eukaryota; Metazoa; Chordata; Aves; Psittaciformes; Psittacidae.
GCAGAGCGGCGUGAGGCGGGAGCGCGCGGCAUGGCGGCGGCGGCGGCGGCGGCGGUGGCGCGGCGGGGGCGGUGCCUGGCGGCGCUGCUGAGGGCCGGGGCCGGGCCGCGGGCGGCCGUAGCAAAGGGAGCAGCAGGUCUCCAAAAACAAAUAAUCCAUCAUGGGAGCCUCUGGUACAACAUUCCUGCCGCCAGCAUUUCUGCUGUCCGGACGUACAGCACGCAGACAGCAGAGGAGAAGGAAGAAGAGCCCCUGCACAACAUCAUAAACAACACAGAGAACGUGAAAGGUGCAGCCUCUAAACAUGAAUUUCAGGCUGAAACGAAGAAACUGCUGGACAUUGUUGCCCGUUCCUUGUACUCAGAAAAGGAGGUAUUUAUCCGGGAGCUAAUUUCCAAUGGCAGCGAUGCACUGGAGAAACUGCGUCAUCGGCUGAUGGCAGAAGGGAAGGCCUUGCCAGAGAUGGAGAUCCAUCUGCAGACAGACAAUGGAAAAGGAACCAUCACUAUCCAGGACACAGGGAUUGGGAUGACCCAGGAGGAGCUGGUUUCUAACCUCGGUACCAUUGCUCGAUCAGGCUCAAAGGCUUUUCUAGAUGCUUUGCAGAGCCAAGCUGAAGCCAGCAGUAAAAUCAUUGGCCAGUUUGGAGUGGGUUUCUACUCAGCCUUCAUGGUGGCUGAUAAAGUGGAGGUGUUCUCACAGUCUGCAGAGCCAGGGAGCCCAGGCUACCACUGGUCAUCAGACGGUUCAGGAAUGUUUGAGAUUGCAGAAGCAUCUGGUGUCAGAACUGGGACUAAGAUUAUUAUUCAUCUCAAAGAAGACUGCAAGGAGUUUGCAAAUGAAGACCGAGUCAAGGAGGUGGUGACAAAAUACAGCAACUUCAUCAGCUUCCCACUGUACCUCAACGGGAGAAGAAUUAACACACUGCAGGCACUCUGGAUGCUGGACUCCAAGGAUAUCGGUGAGUGGCAGCAUGAGGAGUUCUACCACUUCAUAGCGCAGGCUUAUGACAAGCCCCGCUACAUCCUGCACUACAAGACUGAUGCUCCCCUCAACAUCCGCAGCAUCUUCUACGUGCCUGAGCAAAAACCGUCCAUGUUUGACAUCAGCAGGGAACUGGGCUCCAGCGUUGCCCUCUACAGCCGCAAAAUUCUCAUCCAGACCAAAGCUGCAGACAUCCUGCCUAAAUGGCUGCGUUUUCUUAGAGGUGUUGUGGACAGUGAGGAUAUACCCCUGAAUCUCAGCAGGGAGCUGCUGCAGGAGAGUGCACUGAUCAGGAAGCUCCGAGAUGUUUUGCAGAAGAAGUUGAUCAAGUUCUUCAUUGACCAGAGCAAGAAGGACCCUGAAAAAUAUGCCAAAUUCUUUGAGGACUACGGAGUAUUCAUGAGAGAGGGGAUUGUCACAAUAGCAGAGCAGGAUGUCAAGGAGGACAUAGCAAAGUUGCUACGUUAUGAAUCGUCAUCCCUGCCUGCAGGCCAGCUCACCAGCCUGACUGACUAUGCCUCCCGCAUGAAGGCAGGGAGCAGGAACAUCUACUACCUGUGUGCACCCAACCGGCACCUGGCUGAGCACUCCCCAUACUUUGAGGCCAUGAAGAAAAAGGACAUGGAGGUCCUGUUCUGCUAUGAGCAAUUUGAUGAGCUGACACUCUUGCACCUUCGGGAGUUUGACAAGAAGAAGCUGAUUUCGGUGGAGACAGAUAUUGUGGUUGAUCACUAUAAGGAAGAGAAGUUUGAAGAGAGCAGCCCAGCUGCAGAACGUCUGACAGAGAAAGAGGCUGAGGAUCUCAUGGCCUGGAUGAGAAAUGCCUUAGGCUCUCGAGUCACUGGCGUUAAGGUGACUACACGGCUGGACACCCACCCUGCCAUGAUCACUGUGCUCGAGAUGGGGGCUGCCCGCCACUUUCUGCGUAUGCAGCAGCUGGCCAAGACCCAAGAGGAACGUGCCCAGCUCCUGCAGCCCACCCUGGAGAUCAACACCAGGCAUGCUCUGAUUAAGAAGCUUAACGAGCUGAAGGACAGUCAGCCUGAUCUGGCCCAGCUGUUGCUUGAUCAGAUUUAUGAGAAUGCCAUGAUAGCAGCAGGGCUGAAUGAGGAUCCCAGACCAAUGGUGAACAAGCUGAAUGAACUCCUCACCAGAAUCCUGGACAAGAACUGAGCCACAGAAGACUGAAGGAUGAACUCUGUGCCGAUCUCUCUUCCUUCAAGUGCAGUCAACUCUGUCAACUAUUGCAGCAUCUGCUUGCAGGCCCUGUGCAGUAAUGGGUUCACGGGGCAGAGGGCUGGGGAGAAUGGAGGGGACUUCCAGCCCUCCCUGCACAGGGAGGAGCCAGUUGUAAUUAUUAGAGCAUAUGUCAUCAACCUAUGCAAAGAGUGAUGGUCUUGGGAACAAUAUCCAGAGGCUACUGCUAAAACAAUAUACCCACAUUUCUG